This is a messenger RNA of Acanthaster planci (crown-of-thorns starfish), 6375 nucleotides long. RefSeq names its product transmembrane protein 184B-like. The record is from RefSeq and is a predicted model, not a curated record. Lineage: Eukaryota; Metazoa; Echinodermata; Asteroidea; Valvatida; Acanthasteridae.
UACAUGUACCGGUAGGCCUACAUGUUUGCAUACUGCGGGUAAGACAUCACAAGUUGAUAAUUUUGUUCAUAUUUAUGCACUUGUUUUGUGUACAUGUUCAGUUGUCAAACAUUACAAGCACACCGGUACAAGUGUUCCAGUUUGUUCAGAGAUGUACAUGUAUACGCAUGUACAUGUAUACUGUACUGUUUAAAAAGUCUACUUACUGCUUAUUUUGUGCUCAUUGCAUAGACCGUUUCAGUUUAUAAUUACGUCAUUUACAUCACUUAAACAUUCUAAUUUUGUCCAUUGUUUCUUUGCAGCUUUUGUUAUCUACAACUUUUUGAGCCUUUGCUAUGAGUAUCUGGGCGGGGAGAGCUCCAUCAUGUCUGAGAUACGAGGAAAGUGCAUCACGCCCACCAGCUGGUUCUGCUGCACCUGCUGCCUGCGUGGCCGCACUUACUCCAUCGGUUUCCUGCGUUUCUGCAAGCAGGCCACCUUGCAGUUCUGCUUUGUCAAGCCCAUCAUGGUGGUCAUCACGCUGGUACUCCUGCCGUUUGGCAAGUACUCAGACGGAAAUUUCUCCGUGGUGGAUGGCUACCUAUACAUCACCAUCAUCUACAACAUUUCAGUCAGCCUGGCCCUCUACGCCAUGUUCCUCUUCUACUUUGCCACCCGUGACCUCCUCAGCGCCUUCAGGCCUGUGCCCAAGUUCUUCAUGGUCAAGUCCAUCAUCUUUGUUUCAUUCUGGCAAGGUGUUCUCCUGGCCAUUCUGGAGCUUGGUGGAGCCAUCACCCCUCUGGUAGUGGAGGGGGGCAGGGAGACUGUCCAGGCAGGCACUGUCUCUGCCGGAUACCAGAACUUCCUGGUCUGCGUGGAGAUGUUCUUUGCCGCCAUUGGGCUCCAUCUAGCAUUCCCAUACUCCACCUACGAGCAGUGCACACUUCUAUCGGAUGGCCAGCCUGGUAGGCAGUCAACCAUGCAGAGUAUCUCCAGCAACCUGAAGGACACGGUCAACCCCAGGGACAUGUUCCAGGACACCAUUCACAACUUCUCACCGGCCUACCAGACAUACAUGCAGCAGGGCACCACGGAUGACAGUGAGACGGCAGGACGGCGCAACGGCGAUGCGGGCCCAAGGGGCUACAAGGGCAGCAUCAACUCCAAAGGGGGAGGGAGUGGAGUCGGAGGGAGUGUACUGGGAGGGGGUAUCCGCCUGCCCAGGUUCAACAGCAAGGCCAACCAGAAUGAGAAGUCAGGCCUUCUGAGUUCGGAUGAUGAGUUUUGAUUCUGCUAGUGGGGUUUAAAUGGUAACAAGACCAGGAGAAAUAUGUACUGGUGUGGGAUGUUGGGAUGGUAAAUACAUUGUUGUGUAAUUUAACUUGUUUAAUUUGUUGCUGGGGAAGCCAUUCAUGUUCAAGUCACUCUGUGUUGAAGGCAGGGAGUGUUGCUCGUCCCCUUCAAGUAACAUACAUGUAUGAGAUAAAUCUCUGAAAGAUUAGAAGCAAAAACCUCUCAUUGGACAAGCCCAUCACAUAUUUUUUGGUUGACCAGGACUAAUAUAUGAACAUCCGGUAGUUACAAUAAAGCACAGAAAGACAACAUCCCGCCGAGCCGUAAAUACAUGUACAUGUAUAUGUACAUGUAGAACUUAAUAAAAUGUUUUGAUUGUCUUGUAAAUAACAUUUUUCUAUAAAUCGACAUAAGUGUUUGGAAAUUACAUGUAAGCACAAUCUACUUAUUUGCUCCUGGAAAUUCCUGGGAAAAUUAACCAUUGCUGUAUGUUGGCAUGAAUGUGGUAAAAUAAUACGAAGAGCAUGGUCAAAGCUAUUAGCUCCUCCUAAAUUGCACUGAUGGUCUUUAUGUGAACUGGCAAGCUCUAAAAUAUUGUCAACUGCGAACAUCCGAAAUGGCCCAUUUGUAACAACGGUAAACGAUAACAGGGAAAUUACAGGUUUCCUCACAGCAUUUUAUUUUCUUUCUGUCAUUAACAAUAAAGAAAAUUCUCGAGUAUGGUACCAACCAACAGAAAUAACAACGAAUCGUGUGUCAGUUGAGUAUGGAUAAGGUCACUUAAGACAAGUUGUCAAAAUGGAGACUUGCUCUUCUUUCAACACCUGAUUCAUUGAGGAUGAAAGACAUCAAUUAAGAUGAUGCUUUUAUCAAAAAUGGAGAUUUUUGUUUGUGAUGGGUAUCACAGAAAAACUUGUGGUAGGUGAAUUAUAUGUAAUUGCUUGUUUGGCGAUGGUGUUUAAUUUUUUUCUAAUGACAUUAACGAUAACUUUGAUAAAUGUCACAAGUUCUAAUGAAUCUGAAAUAUGUAAAUUGGCCAUUGAAGGAAUAAUUGGAUGAACUGGCUCCUAUUGAACUUGAGUUGUGCAGUUUGAAUGCUUUAAGUGUUGAUGAUCUUGAGAAACUAUGAAUUUGUUUUUCAUUUUAUGGUUUUCAUCUUGAUAGAGAGUCCUGUUGUUAAUUGAAAAAUGAAGGACUUAAAUUGCAAGAAAUAAUAUGUGCCACGGGUUUAAAUUAUAUUUCGGCAUUUUACGUGUACUUAAAUCUCCCCUGAACAGUUAACUGUUGUGUCUACUGCUUUCCUCAAACCUGAGGAAAUAAAAGGUUUUUUAGGGAUUUUUUGUGUUUUUUUCCCCAAAGUCACAAAGUAGGUGUGCUUCACAGUGCAACUGACUGCCUCACCAUUGAAUGUACAUGUAGAUCAGAAGAUCUCUGCAAAGUGCACAACAAAGAUAUUGAAUCCUCACAGCCAUCACUUCAAGAGUUUUCUCUUUUAUUUGGUUUUCCCCUCGGAAACAAUGAAGCACACAGUCAAAGCUGUAGAUGUGAAGAGGUGAUGAGUGUAUUUCAGCCAGACAGGGAUAUGACCCUACUGUGCAACAGAUCGAUUCUGACAGUUUGUAGAUUGAUGUAAAUAUCUUGAUGUACUUAAAAAUGUAGUUACAAAUGUUUGGAAACGGGGUUGGCAAAGUGGCUGAACUCCUCGUGUUCUGUAAACAACAUGUUUGUAGAUUGUUUUGUUAGAUGAAAGAACAAUAGUGUAACAUAAUGUACAGAGACUUUGAUAUAUCUGUACAUAGGAAGAGUACAUAGAAGAACUUUAUGUACAAGUAACUCACUCGCUGGAGGAAAUGAGCAACGGUCCUCACUCAAGGAAAUGCCAGUCUAGGUUUUUUUUCCCGUCCUUUUUUCCCCCCAUCAAUCCUAUGACAUCGUCUUUAGUCUGUCUUAAGUCUGGACGCUACUGACGUUUUACAUGUGCUUAGCUAGUCUGGGUGUACCGCAGGCUUACUGAUGAGUCACUGGGAACAGUGGAGCACAGGAACUAAGAUACCCCACAGUCAUGACAAGGGUCGGCAUGCACAUGCUUUAGAAAGUGACUGGAAAAUGACGAGGAGAGGUGGAGUUCGGUAAAGCUUUCUCUGCUUUCAGCCGAUCUCUGACCAACACCUCCGAAUGAUGGAGAAUAAAUUCAGUCAAAUAUCAAAAUUUCAACAGCUUGAAUUCUUUGGGAUAUUGGAUAUGAACCAAGAAAAAUGUUAAGGAUAUACAGUCAAAAUCCGAAGGAAGAGAGUAAUUUAGGUACAUGUAGCUAUAGAAAUGAACCACCAGUAGUUUACAGACUCUAGUGUACAUUUGUACAUGUCCACUGUGUGUAAAUAGGUAAAUUAAAUAGCUGAAAGUAACUGUACCUCAGUUGUACCUGAGAUGGAAAUCAUGUUUUAGAUGACAGAUGUGGCGAUCUUCAUGUACAUACCUGUUUGUGUUCAUACAUGUAGGUUGAUGUGUGUGAGACCUUGAUGCAUAGUUAGUAAACAGCUGUGUUAAUAUGCAAUGUGUAUAGAUGACUGUGCUAUAAAUUUUAAGUGAAGUAAUUGCAUUUUGAAUUGAAUUCUUUUUCCCACAAGGAUUCUAUUCAUCGACCUUUCACCUUUUCUUUCAAUUCACCCUCAAUAUACUCACCAAGUGCUAAUUGUACUCUGCUUUGACCCCAAUCCCUCAACUGUGAACAUUCUUGCAAGCUACUUAAUCUACUGAUUCUCGUUUCUUUUGUGUUUUAUAUAACAUGGAAAAAAUGAGUUUUCGUUUCCCCAUACUGAUAUACUCCAAACCAAACUUUCAUUCAUGCUGAUAAUUAAUGUUAAUAACUAUGCAGUUACUAGACAGAAGUGGAUUUAUUUGCUGCAGAUGUUCGCGGUCAAAUUCAGUGCAGAUUUCACCAACUUGAAAGGAGAAAAAGUCUGGGUAUUUCCACAAUGUAGAGACUUGGGGCCAAGAAAACAUCAGGAGUAUUGUACAUACGUCUGCCUAUGCAGAAAAGUUGUGUGCACACACGCACAAGUAAUGCUUAUUAUGCCAUGCCACAAAUCACACCAGUUCGCAUGGCGACUGGCCCUAGUGAUGUCACUGAUUGAGUCAAGUUUGUUAGAGCGCAGUGCAUGGACCAAACAUAAACUACAGAGGGCAGUUUUCAGCUUAUGCGUGAAGGUGGCUGGUUUGCAGUCCUGUAGACAUAGGCUGCCUGAGAAUAGGUGCUGCUGGAUGUAACACAUGCACCUAUAUGGAAGUCACUGUCUGCCUGUGGUAGGCAGUCAAUUCCGAAACAACCUUCAAUAGAAAGGUAAAAAAAGGCAGUGGACUUGGAGACGGGAGACUAGACCUCAUAUCACAAUACUUUAUGUAGACAGUAUCUGCAUAACCUCUGAAAGUCGCACACAUUGCCGUGUGUGCAUGGUGACAGAUCAAUGAAGUCUGGUUUCUCCAGUCUAGAGGUACUCCCAACACAUACUGAAAACAGUACGUAUAUGCAGAUGUAAAUGUAAAUGAAGUUGACCCCACAUCAGAGGUGAGAAGAUCAUGUCAUUUCUGAGUGGAAAUCAUUUUUUUUUUCACUGUAGGUCCGUUUGAGAUGUAUUUUUUUUCUUCUUUUUUGUUUGGAGGACAAAAUGUCCAAUAUUGUCAGGCACUGUAGUUAACUCCUAUGAAAUUUGAGGUCAGAGUAAUUAGUUUGAUUCUUUGAAAUUAAACUUGAAUCCAGGUGAAAUUACUCGAAGGCCAUCAUUAUCUGUUUAUAAACAAAAUAAUGCUUGUAUUUGCCAAAGACAAUUAUGAAUUAACUAUAUCAAAAGAAAUAAUUGUAUAAGAAAUUCAGUGAAACUAUUUAAAAUGUCGAGUAUUUCUUAGUCAAAGUGUACACAAGAUCUAGUUGUAAUAAGUCAAAUGUAAAUUUAGAUUUUAAAUCUGUGUUUAUUUUGGUGAUAAAAGUAAGAGUUUUCUAUUUACAUUACAGUUUAGCACAACAGAAAUGUUUGUUUACCAUACUUGCCAACCCUUUUGAUAUGAGGCAACAAAAGGGGUACCCAGUUCAGGUUCAAUCCAGUGUAUCCUACCUCUCUUCACUUGGCAUGUUUUGAUCUUUUUUCUUCCUGUUGCUGAGGAUACAGGAAAGAGUUCCAUGAAGCAGCGCCGUUCUUUUAAAAAUAGCUCCAUGAAGCAGCGCCGUUCUUUUAAAAAUAGCCGGCAAGGGGCAUGCCCCCCAAACCCUGAAAGAGCUCUGUGCAUCCCCGAGUAAGGGUGCAUUACUUCGUGGUGUGACUGACUAUACAGUAUCUCAGUGUAGGUGUUAAUUUGUCUGCCUCUAGUUGGCUAACCUGCUAGAUGGUCCUCAAUAAAAACUACCCUUUUGAUUUUGCACAUAUGUUGGCUUGCAUGGUUAACUGGUUAACUACAUGUGUAGCAAAACACACAUUGCAAAAAGCACAUGAAGUUACACCAUGGAAUGAUAUUAAUUUUAUGUGACACUGAUGUCAUUGUGUCCAUGUGAAUGAAAAUGUGGCAUAAUUACUCGUCGGGACUGCAUUGGAAGGAAAAGGAUGACAGGUGAUGUUCCAUAAUGUAAUUUUUGCUCAGAUUGAGUGACAAGAUUUUGUUAACUCGUCAUGCUCCCCAAAGAUAUUUUUGUUGUGGAGAUAUUCUCACAUUAGGUUCAAAGAAAUUAUGGUGAAAGAGAGAGCGAGCAAUGCUGUGUGCUUUUAUCCAUGAAAGGUCAUUCCAUUUCCUGUUUUUACAGUUCUAUAUUUCCAGUAGCAUGUAUGCAAAACACUCUCCCCAAUCUAAGCCGAAAUUGGUAAGUUUUGAAUUUUGAAAUUAUUGUACCAACUAACAGAUUGUUCAAAGUCCUCAAACUGACCUGGAGCUUUUUUUUGGUAAGAGUUGCAUACCGAGUGUAACUGAGUUCAUAUGGAUUGUGUGCUGUAGCUUCACUAGGAAGGUUGUAAACAUUUUCCAACAAUGGUUUUAGGAUUCCAUCAGCAAUAGUGGGGUUGACCUCACAAAGAUGGGUUUAUGAAUUGUAACUGCACUAAAUUUACCAGCUUCAAUUAA